Sphenostylis stenocarpa is the source of this 1281-nucleotide messenger RNA. The record is from the annotation of a GenBank genome assembly. NCBI's taxonomy places the organism in Eukaryota, Viridiplantae, Streptophyta, Magnoliopsida, Fabales, Fabaceae.
AUGAAGUUGCAGCUGCCAAGUGCUAGCCAUAGCCUGCAGACACUGCUGCAUUCUGGUUAUUCAGAAGUGACUCAGUUUUUGGUCAUCACCCAGUUUUCUCAGAACCCUCUUGAGAGGCCCCUCACUAUACUUGAUUAUUGUCAACUUGGAUAUUUACACUGUGGAAGAGAAGAUAGAGGAAGGAAAACCAAUUACAACUAUGAAAGAAAGACAAUGAUCAAUAGUACUAAAGAAGCAGAUUUUCCACUAAAGCAAGAAGGUCUUUCUUCAAGUGAUCAUGAAAAGGCAAAGGCUUCAUCGAGCUCAUCCUCCCAAUGGCUGAAAUUGAAGGAUCCAAGGAUUGUUCGUGUGUCUCGAGCCUUUGGAGGAAAAGACAGGCAUAGCAAGGUGUGCACAGUAAGAGGACUAAGAGAUAGGAGGGUGAGGCUUUCAGUGCCAACAGCAAUUCAUCUCUAUGAUCUCCAAGAUAGGCUUGGACUCAAUCAACCUAGCAAGGUUGUUGAUUGGUUGCUCAAUGCAGCAAAGCAUGAAAUUGAUGAUCUGCCACCACUUCCAAUUCCUCCAGGUAACUUCACCCUUGGUUAUCCAUCUCUUGUUGCUUGUAAUGAAGUUAGCACCUAUCGUGAAGGUUCAGGCCAAAACAACAACACUUCAUGGAAAUCCAGGUCAGGAGAAAUGGUUAGUGAUAAGGCAAAUUGGUUAAAUAGAAGCGAAGAGGAUGAUGAUAAUAAUAAUGAUAAUACUAAUAGAAAUAGUAAUGACGGUGGUGAUAAUAAACAUUGCCAUGGUGCACAUGCUUUGCCAAAUAAUCUCUUACCAAGACCAAACCAUCCUUCCUUUUUGGGCUUGAUGAACACCAUGCCAUCUCUUGGUUACCAAUGGGAGCAUAAUUCAGGCGAUGUUGCUCAAUGGGAAAAUCAUGGAUUUGUUAACCAAACAGAUAUACACAGCAUUAAUGUAGUUCCAAUCCCAUCAACUUUGGCUCUAUCAACUGGGAGCACUACUCCUCAAAUUUUGGUGUGUCCUCCUGGAGCAACACAACCAUAUUUCCCAUCCCAUGUUGCAGCAAUGGACAUGAAUGCAAGACAAAUCAACCACUAUCAGAUGCUGACUUCAGGUUCUCAAAAUCUCUUGGCAAAUUCUCUCAGUUCAUCAUCACAACAUCUCAUGAACCAAUCUGGGAAAGUGCCAUUCAGCUUGGUUAGGCCUAAACUUUUCCAUUCUCCUAGCAGCAGUGAAAGCCAUCCCCGUCAUAAAGAUCAGGGUUUUCCUUCCAAGUGA